Saccharomycopsis crataegensis is the source of this 897-nucleotide messenger RNA. It is a transcript of the gene NIT3, whose product is annotated as putative hydrolase. Gene Ontology annotation, cellular component: mitochondrion. Gene Ontology annotation, molecular function: omega-amidase activity. Gene Ontology annotation, biological process: oxaloacetate metabolic process; L-glutamine metabolic process. Bases 1 to 897 code for a protein of 298 amino acids. The transcript has a single exon. NCBI's taxonomy places the organism in Eukaryota, Fungi, Ascomycota, Saccharomycetes, Ascoideales, Saccharomycopsidaceae. The record is from RefSeq and is a predicted model, not a curated record.
AUGUCCGCCAUUGCUGCUCCCUUAAAAAAAACUCUUAACGUUGCCCUUAUCCAAUUGUCCGCUGGGUUCGAUAAGGCAAAGAACUUGAACCAUUUCAAGACCCAUAUUUUGAAGGCCAUCGGGGAGUCUAAAAACAAGUUGGACUUGGUGGUGUUGCCAGAAUGUUUUAACUCUCCUUAUUCAGUCAGUGAGUUCCGUAAUUACGCAGAAACCAUUCCUGAUGGGGAAACCACCCAGUUCCUCUCGGCAAUUGCCAAAGAACACCAGAUUUUCUUGGUUGGGGGGUCGAUUCCUGAGUUAGAUAAGACCAACGACAAAAUCUACAACACUUCUGUGACUUUUGAUCCUCAAGGUAAGAUCGUUGGUAAACAUAGAAAAGCUCACUUGUUUGAUAUUGAUAUCAAAGGAGGGAUCACUUUUAAAGAAUCGAUAACUUUGACCGGGGGCGACAAGGCUACGGUGUACGACCUUGAUGGGUUCGGCAAAGUUGGUUUGGGUAUUUGUUACGAUAUCCGAUUCCCUGAAUUGGCCCAGAUUGCUGCAAGAUCUCCUAAUGACUCGUUUGCCAUGAUCUAUCCUGGUGCCUUCAACACCACCACCGGGCCAUUGCACUGGCAUUUACUUGCCAGAGCCAGGGCCAUCGACAACCAAAUCUACACUAUUGUUUGUUCGCCAGCAAGAGAUUUGAACUCGGGGUACCAUGCAUAUGGCCACUCUUUGGUUGUUGAUCCAUAUGGGAAAAUCAUUGCCGAGGCUGGCGAAGGGGAAGAGAUUGUGUACGCCCAAUUGGAUCCCGAAUUGAUCACUAAGGUCAGACAGGGCAUUCCAAUCAAUUAUCAAAGAAGAUUUGAUAUUUACAAUAAUGUCGUGGAUGGUGCCACUGUUUCUGAUGUUUAA